UAAUUUUCACUCUUAAGAUAAAACACUAUUUUAAAAUAAAAUAUUUUUGACACAAAUUGAAAAGUAAUAUAUAUUUUUUAUUUAUUAUAAAGUAAUAGUGCCAGUAAAUCAAAAAUUUAACUAACUAAAAAAAUUCUUUCAAUGAACAACCUUACGGUAUGCAUUAUAUUAAUUCUAUCACCCAUAUCACUUUUCAAAACUCUUCAUUCAAGCCCACUCUCUUCAGAUUCAGCCUUUAUUGAUCCCUAUAAAUUCCGAGAGUUAUUUAGUCAUACUUACAAUUCUAAGAGAGCCGAUGACGAAGAUGACGACGUAGAUGCAUUGUAUUUCGGCAAGAAGAAAAGAGCCUUUAUGAUAUUACCUCAAAGAACUGGCAAGAAAGAAUUCAAGGAUUACUAUGGGUCUACUUCUAAGAGAGCUUACGUGAUUCUCCCCAAAUCAGAUUAUGGUGAAGCUACGUUUAGAAGUCAACAGAAUGAAGACGGCAGAAAUCAGCAUAUCCAAGCCGGGCAACUAAGUGAUAUUUUAUUAAAACUUAUCGAAAGCAAAUCUUCCGACAAUAGUAAUGGAAGAAGGGUGCGAUUCGGUGUCAAAUAGACAAAAUUGUUAUAUUUUAGAAAAUAAUAUUCAAAGAUAUAAAUAUUUAUAAAUUAAUUGUGUCUUGUCUAUUUUUACAAAUUGUAUAUUUAAAAAAAAACUGUCCCAAAGAUUUAUUUUUUGAUGACUAAAUGUUAUCUAGUUCGUUAUACUAUUUAUAUUUUUAAUGUUUUCAAUGUAUUAUUCAAAUCCCUAUGUUUUAGAU
Molecule: messenger RNA, 802 nt
Organism: Gordionus sp. m RMFG-2023
Lineage: Eukaryota; Metazoa; Nematomorpha; Gordioida; Chordodea; Parachordodidae
Exons: 4
Coding region: 142-597 (151 amino acids)
Source: RefSeq, a predicted model, not a curated record